This is a messenger RNA of Camellia sinensis, 1697 nucleotides long. NCBI's taxonomy places the organism in Eukaryota, Viridiplantae, Streptophyta, Magnoliopsida, Ericales, Theaceae. The record is from RefSeq and is a predicted model, not a curated record.
AUGGUUUCCAGAUGCUCCGUGCCAUUUGGGCCUUGUUUGUUUCAGAAAAAAAAAAGCUUGAAAAACACUCUUCUGUCAGUCACAGCUUUCUUUCUUCUACGGCAACUACAUCCCUCUCAAGAUUCAAGAUUACCUAUAUAUAUAUAUAUCAGUAAUUUACUUCUGAUGCGGUGGAAUAGGGAGGGCAGUUGUUUUUAAAGAACAGGCAAAGAAGAAAAGAAAAGGGAUUUUACUUUACGGUAUAAAUGGUGCAAGUUAUGUCUACAAGCACUCUGACAACCUCUGGAAGCAGUAGCCAUUUACUGGGGAGGCAUUCCAGGCUAAAUAAAAGUGACAUAACCUAUGGAGUUGAAAGACUAUGCCUUUGGUAUCAAGGUGCACGUACCUUUUCCUUUAUAAGGCACUUUGAUAUAUCAAGACAACAAAGUUUGAGAGUUGAAGCUGGAUGGCUGUUUAAAGGAGGCGACCAGGGGUUGGAUGCAAGCUCGGAGCGCAGUGAAACUGCCAAUGAGGAUAUAUUAAUUUUCUUUUUCCAGCUGGACUUGGGGACUCAAGUACAGCGUGCUCUGAAUUUGGAGGAGUAUGAAAUUGCUCAACAACUAAGAAACAAGCUUACUGAGGUUGAAACAGAGGUUAUCAGGCAACAAGAAGCAAGAAGAGGAUCAACCUCAAAGAGUGAAGCUCAAGAUGUGGCUAUAAAUAUCUUACGUGUACGGUGUGCGGAUCUGCAAAAUGCAAUUCAGAGCGAGAACUAUGCUUUGGCCGCUGAAUUACGGGAUGAAAUUUCUAAACUUGAGGCAGAGUCACUAGUUGCCUCAGCAAAGGCUCAACUGCAUGAAAAUGCUCAAUAUGCAUUUCGUUUGGGCCAGAAAGUGAGGCACAAGAUGUUUGGAUAUCGAGGUGUGGUUUGUGGAAUGGAUCCGGUUUGCUGUGAAUCAAGUUCAUGGAAGGAAAGUGCACAUGUUGAAAAGUUGUCUCGUGGCGCUGAUCAGCCAUUUUAUCAGGUCUUGGUUGAUGUAUAUGCAAAACCCAACCUACUAGUAGCAUAUGUUUCUGAGGAAAAUUUAUUGGCCCCUGACCAACCAGACAUGGGCAGGUUUGAUCAUCCCUACAUUUCUUUUCUAUUCUAUGGUAUGGAUGCAGCUGGGGAUUUCAUUCCAAUCAAACAGCUGCGCGAGAAGUACAAUAGGCCUCGGCAUGAGGUGCCCCAAGAUCCACCAGAAGAGAAUGGAGGUGAUUCUUAACUGGGUAUUGCCUGAUUUCCUAGUCAUGUGGGUUUUUAGGAAAUCGAAAACCUUUAAAGGUGUUUUGAGUAGCUUCCUUUGAUGUCACCGUUGAUUUCUCUCUCCUUUUGCUAGUGAAGUUGAUUGUACAUCCAAAUUCUAUUCGGCUUCAUAGCUCACUUGUAUAUGAUCUAGGGAUCCUCUAUUUCAAAAUUUGUCUCUUUAUACCCAAUACAUUCCUAGUGGUAUGAUGUGGUGGAAACCUUAAAAUAUGGAAUAUGAUCAUAUGAUUGAAAAAUGCAUUGAAACACAAGGAUGGAGAUUUUGGGGACAUGGUCUGAAUAGCUGAUCCAUGUGUGUAUACCAUGUCUUUUUGGCACUGGGAGGAUUUAUUGUAAUUCAUAUGUUGAUCAUGGAUGUCAAAACAGUAGAUAAUAAAACAAGUAAUAAAUAAAUGGGUAAUUAAUUUCUUAA